CGGGACUCGGGAGCCGAGCACCAGGGAGCCCGGCCUCAGCGAGAGCCCUCAGGCCGCCCGUCCGCCAACCCCGGGGCUCACUCACUCACUCACUCUCACCAGAUCAAGAAGGCAAAAUGAAGUUGAAGCAGAUUGAGAGGACGGCCAUUCAGUCCUGGAGCCCUGCUUCCCACCAUCCCCUAUAUUUGGCCACAGGUACCUCAGCACAACAACUGGACGCCACCUUCAGCACAAAUGCGGCGCUGGAGAUCUUUGAAUUGGACUUUUCUGAGCCUUCUUUAGAUACAAAACUACGAGGGUCUCUGCCUGCUACUAGCAGAUUUCACAAACUGAUCUGGAGCAACCAUGAUGUCGGCUCCGACGGAGUCAUAGCAGCAGGUGGAGACACUGGUACCGUCACGCUUUACAAUGCAGAGCAGAUCCUGGCAUCAGGAAGUGAUCCCAUCGUGGGACAGAGCGAGAAGCACACAGGCCCGGUCCGAGCAUUGGAUUUCAAUCCCUUCCAGAAUAACCUGAUGGCUUCUGGAGCGAGUGAUUCUGAGAUAUAUAUCUGGGAUUUAAAUAACUUCAGCACGCCAAUGACACCAGGAGCAAAAUCUCAGCAGAGAGAGCCAUCUGAAGACAUCAGCUGUGUGGCCUGGAAUCGCCAGGUGCAGCACAUUCUGGCGUCUGCACAUCCGAGCGGCAGAGCUGUGGUGUGGGACCUCAGGAAGAACGAACCCAUCAUCAAAGUCAGCGACCACAGCAACAGGAUGCGUUGCUCUGGAAUGGCCUGGAACCCCGAGGUUGCAACUCAACUGGUGCUUGCAUCCGAGGAUGACCGGAUGCCAGUAUUACAGAUCUGGGACCUGCGAUUCGCUACGUCACCUCUCAAAAUGCUGGAGAGCCACCACAGAGGUAUCCUGUCCAUAUCAUGGUGCCAAGCUGACGCAGAGCUGCUGUUGAGCAGUGCAAAGGAUAAUCGAAUCCUGUGCUGGAAUCCCAACACCGGAGAGGUGGUUUACGAGCUGCCGACGAGCAACCAGUGGUGCUUUGACGUGCAGUGGUGCCCUCGAAAUCCAGCUGUUCUCUCGGCCGCUUCCUUCGACGGACGGAUCAGUGUUUACUCUGUCAUGGGAGGGAGCCUGGCCGCACAGAAACAAAGCCACAUUGAGAAGAUUUCAUCCUCAUUCAAUAACCUGGACCCAUUUGGCACUGGACAGUCGCUCCCUCCGCUGGAUGUGCCACACAAGGCGGGUCAGGCUAGCGUGGUUCUUCCUUUGAAGAAGCCACCCAAAUGGAUCCGGAGACCAAUCGGGGCUUCGUUUUCUUUCGGAGGAAAGCUGAUCACCUUCAGCAGCCCCAAACCUGGGCCACCCCAGGCUCAGCAGCCCGCUCCCCGCCAGGUGUUUGUCAGCGUGGUCACCACAGAGACGGAAUUUCUGCAUCGCUCCAGUGAGCUCCAAACAGCACUCCAAUCCGGGGCCUUCGUCAGUUACUGCCAGUCCAAGAUUAAUGCGGCACCCACAGAGUUUGAGCAGAGCAUCUGGAACUUCCUAAAGGUAAACUUUGAACAAGAUCCUCGGACAAAGUACUUGAAACUACUUGGAUACAAUAAGGAAGAGCUUGACAAGAAGAUCUCCUCCUCUGCAGGGAGCAGUGCGCAGGCGAAAGGCCCAGAGGCCGAUGGUACUGAGAGCACGCAGAAGAUGCAGGGGGUCUCCAUUCAGAGUUCAAGCUCCGAGGAGUCGAUUGCCGUAGGAGAUGGCUCCAUUAUGUCCGACUUCUUCGACAAUAUUCCAGUGGAAAAGCCCAAGUUCGAGAUCCCAAUUUCAGGAGAUACCGAUGGAUUGAUCAGCCAGGCCCUCUUGGUGGGGAACUUUGAAGGCGCUGUGGAGUUGUGUCUGAAGGACGAACGUUUUGCUGAUGCCAUCAUUCUGGCCAUCGCUGGGGGAGAGGACCUUCUUGCCCAGACACAGAGGAGAUAUUUUGCAAAAAAAAAGACAAAACUUUCCAGGCUUGUCUCCUCCGUAGUGACCCAUAAUUGGAGGGACAUUGUCCAGUCGUGUGACUUGGACAAUUGGAAAGAAGCCUUAGCCGCUCUUUUGACUUACGCCAAACCAGAAGAGUUCCCCUUGCUGUGCGAUACGUUGGGCUUCCGACUGGAGCUGGAGAGUGAGAAGCUGUGUGUUCAGGCCUGCCUUUGCUACAUCUGCUCUGGAAAUGUGGAGAAACUGGUGGAAUGCUGGGUCAAGACACAUGAAAGUGCAACUCCACUAGCUCUGGAGGAUCUCGUGGAGAAGGUGAUGGUUCUGAAGAGGGCAAUCGAGAUACUCCAAGGGUCAGAGGUGUCAGCAGAGGGCCCAGUCUUUGCAAAAAAGCUUACACAGUAUGCCAGCUUACUGGCGUCUCAAGGAAGCUUGGAAGCAGCUAUGAGUUACCUCCCCACCGCUUCGAAUCAGUUGACAAUACUCCAGCUCCGAGACAGGCUGUUCCACGCUCAGGGAGAGGAUCAGACCGGGCACCAGGCUCCAGCUUUUCCAUUCAACCGGGUGGCAACGGGGAAAGUGCGUUCAGCUUCCACUCCCGCUCCUGCCUCAACACGACAAACACCACCUCAGAGAGGACCCCAGCAGCCCAUUCAGCAGACUCCAUACCACACUUCCUAUUGUCCUCCCACCCAGCUGCACCCCUCAGACCCCGCAGGUUUCUGUCCGCAGCCCAGCGCACCCCCAGGUGUGGAACCCGGCACAGUUACCAACAUGUUCCCCAGACCGGGAGCUUCCCACUAUCCUGCUGCAGCUCAUGUGCCAGGUUUCGGACAGCCAAGGGCUUCUCUGAGUGGACCAGCGGGCUAUCCCUCACACAGUCCACUUCCAGGUUCAGGCCUGACUGGCCCAACUCUACCCAUUGCCUCCCUGAGCGGACCUACAAUGCCCAGCGUACCCAUGCCAGGACCCUCUUUUGUGGCCCCCAUCACCAGGCCAUCCUAUGAGCCAUCUAACCCUCUACUGUCUCCUUCGCAUCCCAGGCCACCCCCCAAUUUCCCAGGUCAUCCCCAGAUGCAGCCCCAACACCCUACAUCUCUGCCAGGCCUCCAGUCUCCUUUCCUCUACCCCACUGGAGCAGGGGGCCCUGGAGUUCCUUCGUCUAAGUUAUUGAAGUCCACUACUAUUCCUCCUCCUCCUUCAACAGGAUUCCUUCCGUGGCUACAAAAUCGUCCUUAUCCAGCAGGGUUCCACGAUGGGUGGAAUGAUCCCCCUGCAGUACGGGCGGGACAAAGAAAGAAAGUGCUACCAGACAACUAUGCUCCUCCGGCUCCCAUCACAGCUCCUGUGGUGAAUUACACUCCAGAUAGCCAGCAGCACCUGCUACCCCAGGCCUUGGGGUCUCAGGAAACCAAUCAAGGCCCUCCAGGGGCACCCAAAGAAGCCAACCUACAGCCGCUGCAACAGCUGCCGACAGAGAAGAUUGUGAAGAAGCAGAUUCCUGAAGAGCACAUGGUGUUGAAGAUGACCCUUGACAGGCUGGUCCAACGCUGUCUUUUAUCAGCCAGUGACCCUCAAACUAAGAGGAAGUUGGACGAUGCCGCCAAGCGACUGGAGAAUCUAUACGACAAACUGCGGGACCAGUCGCUCUCUGUGCACAUACUGAGCGGGCUGCAUGAAAUUGUGCGCAACAUUGAAGUGAAGAGGUACCAGAACGCCCUGGCUGUACACACGCAGAUCGUCAGCAGCAGCAACUUCAGCGAGAUCUCCGCCUUCAUGCCAGUUCUGAAAGUGGUGGUGACCAUCGCCAGCAAACUCAACGUGUGAAGAGGACCUCCGAGCUCUUUAACCAGCCGACGAUUUCAGGACGGAGAAUGCACGGCGCGUUCCCGAGUGUUUUCUUUUACCUUUUUCUUCUUCAGUGUUUGGAUUAAGUGAAUAUGGAGAAAGUGUUAACGUUUUGCAGUAUCUAAUGCCGCCUAUCUUUGAAAGUUCAGCUUUGUUUCUGUGAAAUACAUUGGAGGGUGUGGGGGGAGGAGGAGUUGGCAGGGGAGUGGCGCAGUUGCGUUUGCUUAGAAAGGAAGCGAACUGGGUUGCAUCCGGUACAUUUAAAUUACAGUUCUCUUCAGAGAGCUUUGUUGGUCAAUACACAUUGAGAGGGUCCAGUCUAUGAGCUUCAAGUCUGUACUUGCCUCACAAUAGGCUAUAAGCUAUUUGUUUGCUCAAUUGGGCAAGACGUGUGCGUAGCUCCUUACGUUGAGGGGAUGCUUUUUCUCUCCUGCAGCUACUGAUAUCCUGUAACUGGAUAUCAGUAAUGCCAACAGCUACUUAAUGCUGGUUGAGUGCCUACUGAGAGCUGACUGAAGUACUGUGAUCGAAUUGUGUACGCACGUGAUAUCCACAGAAUUGGACCCACGAUACUGUGCACAGAAGCCCUCACUGGGUUUGGGACUGUAUCCUUAGCCAUGAAUGCCUGGGCAGGAAGGGGGUGGGGGGCGGGAAUUGCGUGACAAUAAAAUAUUUCACCUGGGAAUUGGUAAGUUUGGGGAGAUGGGUUUGUUCUCUUUACAUAUAUAUAUAUAUUUUUAUAGUCCUAUAAUACUUGAGCAAAUUAUUGUAAACUUCCCCCUCCGCUCCCACCACCAUCUCUCUUUAAAGCAUUAUCCUUUCGGUCAAAUUUGUAGUGUAUUGUGUGUGUGUGUGUGAGGGGGUGGGGGGGGGGGUGGGGGCUGUUAUCUGGAUGCCACAUCACACUCCUUUUUAAAUUCCCGUCCUGUCUUCGAGUUGAUGGGUAUUUCAGUAUCCUCGAAUUCUGAUUACAGUGCUGUUCGGAGUUACAGAUGUCCAGUUGCUACCAGCUUUACUUACGGAACCCAUGUGGAGCAGAGAUUCGUACACACAGUCCGCAUGAUUGCUCUUUGGAAAGGCCAAGACUCGUUGCCAAAGUCCCAACUCUUUUGCACUUCUGAAUCUGAGAGGUCAGUCCCUUUCUUGUCUUGUUGACAGAUGCCUUCCAUCCCCGAGGACUUUCUGCUUCCAGCAAAAUGGCUGUACGAUUGGACAUUUUUUUCCCCCGGAGUGAGAAUGCUCGAGUUAUUUCUGCCCUAUCAGUGUGCAGCUUCUUUCAGAUCUCACGGAAAAGAAGUCAGUUAGCUCCAAAGGCACUCUUAAAACGCCCAUACGCAGCCUUGCCUGCAAUAAUAUUUAUGAACGUAUUGCCACAAUAGAAUAUUUUUUUCAUUCAAUAUUGUGUAUAUGAAAAAAUAUUA
Messenger RNA from Callorhinchus milii (elephant shark), 5236 nucleotides. RefSeq names its product SEC31 homolog B, COPII coat complex component (gene sec31b). The record is from RefSeq and is a predicted model, not a curated record. Bases 117 to 3794 code for a protein of 1225 amino acids. Gene Ontology annotation, cellular component: endoplasmic reticulum exit site; COPII vesicle coat. The transcript has 28 exons. Lineage: Eukaryota; Metazoa; Chordata; Chondrichthyes; Chimaeriformes; Callorhinchidae. Gene Ontology annotation, molecular function: structural molecule activity; protein binding. Gene Ontology annotation, biological process: intracellular protein transport; COPII-coated vesicle cargo loading; endoplasmic reticulum organization.